This is a messenger RNA of Closterium sp. NIES-65, 5307 nucleotides long. NCBI's taxonomy places the organism in Eukaryota, Viridiplantae, Streptophyta, Zygnematophyceae, Desmidiales, Closteriaceae. The record is from the annotation of a GenBank genome assembly.
AUGACACGGCCGCGGGGAGAUGAUGACGAGGGUGAGGACAUGGGCGAAACCGCAGUUCACCCCGCAGUAGAGGGGGUAGUAAGGGGCGGAAAAACGGGCGGAGCAGGCGCAAACGGGGGGGACGGCGCAGGGACCGCGGGGAGGCUUCUGGCGAUGGCGGACGAGAGGGGGAACUCAGCGGGGGAGGCGGAAGAGGAGGCGGAAGAUGAGGGACUAAGUGAUGAUGAGAUGGAUAUAGACGAGUUGGAGAAGCGGGUUCAGCGGGACCAGUUUAAGUUGCAACGGUUGAAGGAAAUGCGGAAGGCUAAGGAAGAGGCUCAACGGGCACGGCAGAAGAAGCUGCAGGGUCGAGUAAGCUACAGGGAGAAGAGGAGGAAAGGGUACGUCUUCUCAGUUGGCUCUCAAGCCACUCAGGAUCGAUCAGGCAGUAGUGGUGCUGGGGUCGUUUUGAGACGUCUCAAAACAACGCUUUCAUCAAGUAGUGGUGCUGGGGUCGUUUUGAGACGUCUCAAAACAACGCUUUCAUCAAGUAGUGGUGCUGGGGUCGUUUUGAGACGUCUCAAAACAACGCUUUCAUCAAGUAGUGGUGCUGGGGUCGUUUUGAGACGUCUCAAAACAACGCUUUCAUCAAGUAGUGGUGCUGGGAUCGUUUUGAGACGUCUCAAAACAACGCUUUCAUCAAGUAGUGGUCCUGGGGUCGUUUUGAGACGUCUCAAAACAACGCUUUCAUCAAGUAGUGGUGCUGGGGUCGUUUUGAGACGUCUCAAAACAACGCUUUCAUCAAGUAGUGGUGCUGGGGUCGUUUUGAGACGUCUCAAAACAACGCUUUCAUCAAGUAGUGGUGCUGGGGUCGUUUUGAGACGUCUCAAAACAACGCUUUCAUCAAGUAGUGGUGCUGGGGUCGAACCAGCGAUGCGCAAGCGCAUGGCGCGCGCACAGGAUGGAAUCCUGAAGCACAUGCUGCGAAUGAUGGAGCUCUGCCACGCGCGCGGGUUCAUCUACGGCGUCAUUCCCGAGGCUACCUCAAUGCGAAAGCGCAUGGCGCGAGCACAAGACGGAAUCCUGAAGCACAUGCUGCGAAUGAUGGAGCUCUGCCACGCGCGCGGGUUCGUCUACGGCGUCAUUCCCGAGGCUGGCAAGCCGGUUGGGGGCAGCUCCGACAACCUCCGAGCCUGGUGGAAGGACAAGGUUCGGUUCGACAAGAACGGCCCGGCAGCUCUGGCCAAGUUUGAGGCGGAACGGGCGGCGGCCAUGGGGAGAGGCGCAGGGGGAGGGGAGGGCGGGGGAGGCGCAGGGGGACUGGCGCCCACUUGCAUGCCUCUACAUUCACUUCUGGAGUUGCAGGAUACUACGCUUGGUUCCCUGUUGUCUGCUCUCAUGCAGUCGACUCAAAACGAGGUGACUUUUGAGUCGACUCAAAACGAGGUGACUUUUGAGUCGACUCAAAACGAGGUGACUUUUGAGUCGACUCAAAACGAGGUGACUUUUGAGUCGACUCAAAACGAGGUGACUUUUGAGUCGACUCAAAACGAGGUGACUUUUGAGUCGACUCAAAACGAGGUGACUUUUGAGUCGACUCAAAACGAGGUGACUUUUGAGUCGACUCAAAACGAGGUGACUUUUGAGUCGACUCAAAACGAGGUGACUUUUGAGUCGACUCAAAACGAGGUGACUUUUGAGUCGACUCAAAACGAGGUGACUUUUGAGUCGACUCAAAACGAGGUGACUUUUGAGUCGACUCAAAACGAGGUGACUUUUGAGUCGACUCAAAACGAGGUGACUUUUGAGUCGACUCAAAACGAGGUGACUUUUGAGUCGACUCAAAACGAGGUGACUUUUGAGUCGACUCAAAACGAGGUGACUUUUGAGUCGACUCAAAACGAGGUGACUUUUGAGUCGACUCAAAACGAGGUGACUUUUGAGUCGACUCAAAACGAGGUGACUUUUGAGUCGACUCAAAACGAGGUGACUUUUGAGUCGACUCAAAACGAGGUGACUUUUGAGUCGACUCAAAACGAGGUGACUUUUGAGUCGACUCAAAACGAGGACAAGGUUCGGUUCGACAAGAACGGCCCGGCAGCCCUGGCCAAGUUUGAGGCGGAACGGGCGGCGGCCAUGGGGGGAGGCGCAGGGGGAGGGGAGGGCGGGGGAGGCGCAGGGGGCCUGGCGCCCACGUGCAUGCCUCUGCACUCGCUGCUGGAGCUGCAGGAUACCACGCUGGGGUCGCUGCUGUCUGCUUUGAUGCAGCACUGCUCCCCCCCCCAGCGCAAGUUCCCACUAGACAAGGGCGUCACCCCCCCCUUGUGGCCGCCAGGCAACGAGCCCUGGUGGGGCGCUCUCUCCCUCUUCCACUUCCCCCGCCCGUUUUUCUCCUGCCUUACUCGCUUCUUCCCCUUUUCCACACCCUCUUCUUUCCCCUCCUACUUUCCCCCAUACCAGCACAGCACUGCUCCCCCCCCCAGCGCAAAUUUCCUCUGGAUAAAGGCGUCGCCCCCCCUUGGUGGCCGUCAGGCAACGAGCCCUGGUGGGGCGCUCUCUCCCAUUUCCACUCCCCUCGGGCUCCACUGCUCUCCCCCUCAGCGCAAGUUCCCCCUGGACAAGGGCGUAGCCCCCCCUUGGUGGCCGUCAGGCAACGAGCCCUGGUGGGGCGCUCUCUCCCAGGGGCUCGGGCUGAAUCAAAUCACGAGCCCGGGCGGCGCUGGAGAGUCGGGACUGCCGCCCUACCGCAAGCCGCAUGAUCUGAAGAAGGUGGCCAAGGCGGCCGUGCUGGCGACGGUUAUUAAGCACAUGCUGCCGGAUGUGGCAAAGAUAAGGCGACUGAUUCGCCAGAACAAGGGGCUGCAGGUGGCCAAGGCGGCUGUGCUGGCGACGGUUAUUAAACACAUGCUGCCGGAUGUGGCAAAGAUGAGACGGCUGAUUCGGCAGAACAAGGGGUUACAGAAUAAGAUGUCAGCACUGGAGACGAGCAUUUGGCUCGCGAUACUGAAUAACGAAGAGCGAGCAAUCAAACUCCAAAACGGUGACCUAUCUACUGUUGCUGCUGGUACUGCUGGUGCUGCUGGUGCCGGUGUUGGUAAUGGGACCGGGCAGGAAAGAAUUUCCGGCGAGCUGCCCACGGGCAGGUCGGCGAACAGCUUGCAGCUUCUCGAGGGCAGUGGAGCUGCAACCAGCUCGGGCGGGCAGCAAAACGGGCAGAGAAAAACAGGCACUGGCGCUGGAGCAGCAGGAGCAGGAGCAGCAGCCGGAGGUGGAGGAGGAGGAGGAGAGGAGGAUGGGGAUGAGUGGGAUAUAGAGGAGGACUAUGAUCCGUACAGCAGCGACGGGCAGCGGCAGAAGAAGAGAAGGCAGAGAAGAAUGGCGGGAGUUGGGGCAGGGGGAGGGGGAGGAGCGGGAGUGGGGGGAGUGGGGGGAGUGGGGGGAGUGGCGGGGGUAGGGGCAGGGGGGAUGGCGGGAGUCGGGGGCGUAUGGGCAGGGGGAAUGGCAGGGGCGGGGGUGUCUGCUGCUGGUGGGGACGUUGGGGGGAUUGUUGAAGGGGGAGGAGGGGGAGUAGGGGGAGGGGGGAUGAUGAUGUUGUUGGGUGGGGUAGAGGAUGGGAGCAGGCAGCAAGGAGGGGCGAUGGUGGUUGUCCAGACUGCUGAGCUGGUCAGGGAGGUGGUGGUGCAAUCACACGCGCCGGUACACAGUAGCAUGCAUUCUUUGGCAUGGCAGUCACAAGCACAAGCAGCUCAGUUCUCCCAAGCCUCUGCUUCAGGCAUGGCAAUGCCGAACCAGCAGCCAGACCAGCAGAUGUACCAGCAGCCAUACCAGCUGCACCCGCACCAGCGCCCAAACCAGCACCCUAGUCAGCUACCGAACCAGCACUCGAGCCAGCAUCUUAGUCAGGAGCAGCAGCAGCAGCUAUUCCUGCCGUUGAUGCAGAUGCAAUCAAUGGCUGACGAUGCUCCUGCUUAUACCCAUGCCGGUGCUUUUAUUGCUCCCCCUCCUCACUCCUCCACACCCCCCUCCUCCCUUCCCUCAUCACAUCCCUCCUCUCUCCCUCAUGCCACCUCUCAACCCCUCCUGGCCCCACACACUCGCCUCCUCCCUCCUCACCUCCACACUCACUCAAAUCCCUAUUCCCAACACCACCUCAUACCCUCCCAGUCGCUUCCGAACCUCCCUGCCGAGCCUCUACCCCAAGGCUCGGCAAUGGUGCCAUACCAAGUGCCCCAGCCCAUGCUUCUAGGAUCCCCACUCCUGAGCAACAGCUUUGGUCCUGGAGGCCAUCCUGCCGGACCUCAUGUUGCCGUACCUAUUCGUGCCGAACCUUGCAGUACUGGACCUAAUUUGUCCAAUAUGCCCAGGCUUGUCACCCCUGUGGUGAUUCGAUCCCGUCAGUACAAUCACUACCCUUCUCCUUCCAACCCUCCAUCCUCCCACAGUCAACCAGGAUCAACCCACCCCUCCCUCACCUCCCCCCACCCAUCUUCCUCCUCCCCCCGCCCCUCCUCCGUUUCCCCACGCGCCUCCCUCACCCUCCCCCCCAACUUCCCCUUCCCUAACUCCCCCUUCCGCCCUUCCCCCCAGUUCCCCUUCCAGCCUUCCCCCCAGUUCCCCUUCCAGCCUUCCCCCCAAUACCCCUUCCAACCUCCCUUUCACUCCACCUCUAUUCCCCCUUCUUCCCCCAACCGUCCCCCCUCUCCAUUCUUCCACUCCCUCUCCCCCAACAAUCCUUCCCCUCAUCACACUCCUCCCACGAAUUCCCCCAUUCGGCCCACUCUGGAGCAAUCCCAAGGGGGGUGUAGAAGGACCCACAGCCGAGCUUUGGCUGAGGAAGGGGGGAGUGGUAGGAGGGGAAGAGGAGGGGAAGGAGGAGGGGAGAGAGGAGGGGAGCGAGAGGAAGAAAUAGAGCCUUUACCUCCUGCGGCUUUAGAGAGGGGGAUGAGUUUCAACAGCAGGAGGAGGAGGGGAGUGAGGGAGGGAGGAGGGACGAGAGAGGGAGAAUCAGGAGAUCAGGGAAGACAGGUGGCAGCAACUGCUGGGAGAGCGGCAGGGGGAGAAGCAGGGGCGGGAGGAGGAGGGGAAGUCGUGGGAGAGGCAGAGGGAGAGGGGCAAUGGUCUUUACUGCACUUGGCUCAUGAUGUGAUGGGAGCAGUGGGAGGGGUUGGGCAUGAGGUUGGGGGAGGAGGGGUAGGGGAGGCGCAGGAGGGAGGAGAGCAGCAGGGGCAGCUGGAUGGGAUGAUGAUGGUGCAGAAUCUUCCGAUUCUGGACAACUUUGGAUUUGAUCCUUUCAUGGAUGAGGAUCUUAUUUGGUACUUUGGUGCCUAG